This is a messenger RNA of Pan troglodytes (chimpanzee), 2765 nucleotides long. It is a transcript of the gene HAUS5, whose product is annotated as HAUS augmin like complex subunit 5. Gene Ontology annotation, biological process: centrosome cycle; spindle assembly. NCBI's taxonomy places the organism in Eukaryota, Metazoa, Chordata, Mammalia, Primates, Hominidae. Gene Ontology annotation, cellular component: centrosome; HAUS complex. The transcript is spliced from 20 exons. Bases 247 to 2148 code for a protein of 633 amino acids. The record is from RefSeq and is a predicted model, not a curated record.
CUGCGGGGAAGGGUGAAGGUGGAAGAUGGAGGCCUUGUGUGGAGGGGUCCUUGGUAGAAGGAGACCCACCUGGGAAGAGUGAGCGCUGCAAGACCCAGCCUGACCGCGCUAAGAUUACUAUGCAGCGCCGGAGCCCGCUGUCUGCCCGGCAAUAGAUGACGUCACUGUUGGCGCGCCCGUGACGUCAGAGGCGGGCGCCACACUUGAAGAGGCUGAGGGAGGCGGUGUCGCCGCCGCGGCGCUGUCAUGGAGCUAGCGCAGGAAGCGCGGGAACUGGGUUGCUGGGCGGUCGAAGAGAUGGGGGUGCCCGUGGCGGCCCGGGCCCCGGAAUCGACGCUGCGCAGGUUGUGUCUGGGCCAGGGGGCUGACAUCUGGGCCUACAUCUUGCAGCAUGUGCACAGUCAGAGGACUGUCAAGAAGAUCCGGGGAAACUUACUCUGGUAUGGCCACCAGGACAGUCCACAGGUCCGUCAGAAGCUAGAGCUGGAAGCUGCUGUGACCCGCCUGCGGGCAGAAAUCCAGGAACUCGACCAGAGCCUGGAGCUGAUGGAGCGAGAUACUGAGGCUCAGGACAUGGCCAUGGAGCAGGCACGUCAGCACACUCAAGACACCCAGCGUCGAGCUCUCCUCCUCCGGGCCCAAGCUGGGGCCAUGCAAAGACAGCAGCAUAGGCUCCGAGAUCCCAUGCAGCGGCUGCAGAAUCAACUGAGGCGCCUGCAGGACAUGGAGAGGAAAGCCAAAGUAGAUGUGACCUUUGGAUCCCUCACGUCGGCAGCUCUGGGCCUGGAGCCCGUGGUCCUGCGUGAUGUCCGAACAGCCUGCACCCUCCGGGCCCAGUUCCUGCAGAACCUCCUGCUUCCCCAGGCCAAGAGGGGCAGCCUCCCAACCCCUCAUGAUGACCACUUUGGCACUUCGUACCAGCAGUGGCUGAGCUCAGUGGAGACGCUGCUGACAAAUCACCCCCCAGGCCACGUCCUGGCUGCCUUGGAGCACCUGGCUGCAGAGCGGGAGGCAGAGAUUCGAUCCCUGUGCAGUGGGGAUGGGCUUGGCGAUACAGAGAUAUCCAGACCCCAGGCCCCGGACCAGUCAGACUCCAGCCAGACCCUGCCGUCCAUGGUUCAUCUCAUCCAGGAGGGCUGGCGGACUGUGGGUGUGCUGGUCUCCCAGCGGAGCGCCCUCCUGAAGGAGCAGCAAGUCUUGACCCAGCGCCUCCAGGGCCUGGUGGAGGAGGUGGAGAGACGCGUCCUGGGAUCCAGUGAGAGGCAGGUGCUGAUACUGGGACUUCGGCGCUGUGGCCUGUGGACAGAGCUCAAGGCCCUGCACGAUCAGAGCCAGGAGCUGCAGAAUGCAGCCGGGCAUCGGCAGCUCCUGCUGAGGGAGCUACAGGCCAAACAGCAGCGGAUCCUGCACUGGCGCCAGCUGGUGGAGGAGACCCAGGAACAGGUCCGCCUGCUCAUCAAGGGAAACUCGGCCAGCAAGACCCGCCUGUGCCGGAGCCCGGGGGAGGUGCUAGCUCUGGUCCAGCGAAAGGUGGUCCCUACAUCUGAGGCAGUGGCACCACAGAGCAGGGAGCUGCUGCGCUGUCUGGAGGAGGAAGUCCGGCAUUUGCCCCACAUUCUGUUGGGCACGCUGCUGCGGCACAGGCCGGGAGAGUUGAAGCCCCUGCCCACGGUCCUCCCAUCCAUCCACCAGCUGCACCCCGCAUCCCCAAGGGGCUCCAGCUUCAUAGCGCUGAGCCACAAGCUGGGGCUGCCUCCAGGGAAGGCCUCGGAGCUGCUCCUGCCGGCGGCUGCCUCUCUUCGCCAGGACCUUCUGUUCCUGCAGGACCAGCGGAGCCUCUGGUGCUGGGAUCUACUCCACAUGAAGACCAGCCUGCCGCCAGGCCCUCCCACCCAGGAGCUGCUGCAGAUCCAGGCAUCCCAGGAAAAACAGCAGAAAGAGAACCUGGGGCAGGCUCUGAAGAGGCUGGAGAAGCUACUGAAACAGGCGCUGGAGCGAAUCCCUGAGCUGCAGGGGAUCGUGGGGGACUGGUGGGAGCAGCCAGGCCAGGCCGCCCUCUCUGAGGAGCUCUGCCAGGGCCUGUCCCUGCCCCAGUGGCGGCUGCGCUGGGUUCAGGCCCAGGGGGCCCUGCAGAAGCUGUGCAGCUGAAGAGAGGGUUCAAACGGAAGCCAAGAACUUGACACUGCUCACCCCAACACCUCACCUCCCCCAGGACAUUUGGAAGAAAGCAGCGCCAGGAUUCCUCAGCAGUCGUCCCCACCCGCACCUGCAGUCCCCUCAUGUGCUGUUCUGCUGCCCCACUCAGCUCCUGGACCCUGUCCUUUCAUCCCGCUAAAGCACCCCCUGAAACCCCUUCAUCACUUUCAUUCUCAGCAAAAAGUAAUUGAGCACCUCCUCUAGGCGCUGGGGAGUCCACACUGAACAAAAGAAACAGAAAACCCUGUCUUCCAGCAGUUGAGUUCUAGGGCAGGGAGACAGAGUUUACAAGAUAAGGAAAAUAUAUAUGUAGUAUGCUGCAAGUUAACUGCUGUGUGGGAAAUCCAGCAGGGGGUGGGAUGUGUGAUUUGAAUUGAGGGCCACACUGCCCAGGUCGUGCUCCGUCAAGGGGUGAGCAGGAGCAAUGGGGGUGGCUGAGUAAGGGCUUGCAGCUCGAGGCAACAGCACAUGCAAAGGCCCUGAGCCAGGAUGUGCUGCAAUAAGGGCCAUUGAGGGGGACAGUAUAGGUUGGGGGUGAGGAAUGUAUUAAAAGAUGAGAUUGCCUUCUA